AUGCUUGAUUUCACCAACAUGAGGUCUAUAGACGUGGACGUAGCAAAAAGGACUGCUUGGGUCCAAGCAGGCGCUACGCUUGGUGAACUCUACUACAAAAUUUCGCGAGAGACCGAUACCUUGUAUUUCCCGGCAGGUGUUUGCCCAACGGUGGGUGUUGGUGGUUACAUGGGCGGUGGUGGCUACGGAAACCUGUUGAGAAAAUACGGUACUGCUGCCGAUAAUGUUCUGGAUGCUCGCUUCAUGGAUGUUGAUGGGAAUAUUCUCGACAGGAAAUCAAUGGGAGAAGAUUUGUUUUGGGCGAUCCGAGGAGGUGGUUCUUCAAGUUUCGGAAUUGUUCUUGCAUGGAAGCUGAGCUUGGUUCCAGUUCCAAAAAAAGUAACCGUCUUUAUAGUGAAUAAAACUUUGGAACAAGGGGCAACCGAAAUCUUCCAUAAAUAUCAAUACGUUGCACCAAAUAUCGAUAGAAAUUUGCACAUAAGAACUCAAGUUUUUGCCGAAUAUAUCGGCAACACCACCAAGAAAACCAUAAGAAUUAUGUUUGAAGGAAUAUAUCAGGGCACAACCGACACAUUGCUUCCGUUGCUUUCCAGAAAAUUUCCAGAGCUCGGUGUUACCCGAGAGAUUUGUGAAGAAAUUAGAAUGGUCCAGUCGACCCUUGUGUUUUGGGGCUUGCCAAGCUCCACCCCGACUCAGAUUCUUACGAACCGAUCUGCCAUUGCCAAGCUGAACAACAAAAGCAAAUCAGAUUAUGUCCGGACACCCAUCCCCGUAAGUGGGCUCAGAAAGAUAUGGAGAAAGCUUAUCCAAAACGAUGAAUCAGCGCUUCUGAUGAUCAAUCCAUUUGGCGGAAGGAUGGCUGAUUUCUCAGAGACUGCAAUUCCAUAUCCUCAUAGAGCGGGCGUGUUGUUACAAAUUCUCAAGACUGUCGAUUUUAACGGUCAACCUUCAGACACAACCCCUACAUCCCUCAGGAGGAUAGCUUGGCUGUGA
Messenger RNA from Lactuca virosa, 993 nucleotides. Lineage: Eukaryota; Viridiplantae; Streptophyta; Magnoliopsida; Asterales; Asteraceae. The record is from the annotation of a GenBank genome assembly.